This is a messenger RNA of Zymoseptoria tritici IPO323, 357 nucleotides long. RefSeq lists its product as uncharacterized. The coding region runs from base 1 to 357 and encodes 118 amino acids. The record is from RefSeq and is a predicted model, not a curated record. Lineage: Eukaryota; Fungi; Ascomycota; Dothideomycetes; Mycosphaerellales; Mycosphaerellaceae. The transcript has a single exon.
AUGAAUUUCGCCCUCCCGGAGCCGAGUCGCGGAACAAGACUGUCCAGACGGAUUUUCGAGCAAGUGGCUGAAGGAAAGACCAAGGACGAAGCUGAACAACUCGUGUCAUGCGACCGCGGGACCUACCUGCACACCUGCGAUCGACGCGAUCGACUACGAUUCUCCCCGAGCGACGCCUUCUGCUGCGAUUCUGCCCAGGCCGACCUGCCGCCAUCAAGAUUUCCGCCUAGGUACCUCUCCUCCCCAGAGACCUACGACGGCAUGACAAGAGAAGGACUGAUAGGCGUGACAUGGCAUUGCAUUAUCAACGUCUUAGCGGGUUGCGCACAGCCGAACAACGUCUUUGGCGCAGGAUGA